Molecule: messenger RNA, 2419 nt
Organism: Rubroshorea leprosula
Lineage: Eukaryota; Viridiplantae; Streptophyta; Magnoliopsida; Malvales; Dipterocarpaceae
Source: the annotation of a GenBank genome assembly
AUCCUCUACGUACUUUCUCUCUGCUCAGAUUCCACUUAUCUCCAUUUUUCUCUCACUCUAGAUUCUUCUAUUUCACUUCCGCACUGCUUCACCUCAGAAAAACCAAAAAGUACUAUUAAAUUCUUCUCUCUUUAAUCUCUCAAUUUCUUGAUGUUAAUGUUUCUUCAAUUCUCACUCUCUCACAGCCAAUGACAGACUCCUCCGAUGAAGCCAACCGAAUCGAGAAGCUCUACGAGUUCGGCGAGCGGCUCAAUGAAUCCAAGGACAAGUCCCAGAAUGUGAAGGAUUACGAGGGAAUUAUAGAUGCUACCAAAACGAGUGUCAAGGCGAAGCAAUUGGCUGCUCAGAUGAUUCCGCGCUUCUUCAAGUUCUUUCCCGACCUGUCUAAUCGCGCCCUUGAUGCUCAUAUCGAUUUGAUUGAGGAAGAAGAUCUUGGGGCUCGGGUACAAGCAAUUAGGGGACUUCCACUAUUUUGCAAAGAUACAAAAGAGCAUAGUUCUAAAAUUGUGGACAUUCUUGUGCAACUCCUUACUGCUGAGGAGACGGUGGAGCGAGAUGCUGUGCAUAAAGCCCUUAUGUCCAUAUUGAGGCAGGAUGUGAAAGAUUCAUUGAGAGCCUUGUUCAAGCACAUUGGUAGCACUGAGGAACCUAGCACAGAUGAGUUUAUUCGUGAAAAGGUUAUAUGCUUCAUUAGAGAUAAGGUUUUUCCUCUUAAAGCUGAACUUUUGAAGCCUCAAGAGGAAAUGGAGAGGCAUAUUACUGAUUUAAUAAAAAAAAGUUUGGAAGAUGUAACUGGAGCUGAAUUUAGAAUGUUUAUGGACUUCUUAAAAAGUUUGAGCAUAUUUGGAGAGAAAGCUCUCCCUGAACACAUGAAAGAACUUAUUGAAAUAGUAGAGGGUCAGGCUGAUUUAGAUGCACAAUUUAAUGUUUUAGAUGCAGACCACAUUGACAGGUUGAUAUCAUGCGUAUUUAUGGCUAUUCCUUUUGUUGUGAGAGGUGCAUCUGGCAGCAAGUUCCUCAACUACUUGAACAAGCACAUUAUACCUGUUUCUGAUCAGGAAAUCAAUGGUGCUUAUCCAAGUAUGUGGAAUUUAUUUCCCUUAAUAAAGCAGUUUGAAGUCUUUUCACUACCUUGCUCUAUGGAAACUUUAGCCGUGCAAGUGUUUAUUGAGUGCUAUUUUCCAAAAGCUUACAUCUUAGAGGCUCUACCAAUGUGCAUAGCAGUGAUUCCUGAAAACUGGCUUCCAGAGUUACGGAAACUAGAUCUGCUUAAAGCCCUUGCAGAAAUUUCGCCUUACACAUCAACACAGGACUCACGUCAGAUUCUUCCUUCUAUGGUGCAGUUGUUAAAGAAGUACAUGCCUUGGAGGAAGACUGGAGAAGAGACGAACUUUACUUACGUUGAGUGCUUGCUGUUCACAUUUCACCAUUUAGCUUUCAAGGCUCCCAAUGCCACAAACAGUCUAUGUGGUUACAAGAUGGUGACUGGUCAACCAUCAGAUAGGCUUGGGGAGGACUUCUCUGAGUAUUAUAAGGAUUUCACUGAGAGAUUGAGUAAUGUUGAGGACCUUACCCGGGCUACCAUGAAGAAAUUAACUCAAGGAAUGGCUGAGCACAACAAAACAAUGGCAGCUGCUAAGUCUGAUGAAGUGAAGGAUAAGAUUAAAAUUCAAAAACAAAACACCACAACUGGGUUGCGCACCUGCAAUAACAUUUUAGCUAUGACAAAGCCUUUACAUUCAAAAACACCUUCCUUUAUUGGGGAUAAGAGUGUAAAUCUUUCUUGGAAAGAAGCUACAAAACCCACUGCAGCCUCUAAUGCAACGACAACUGGAGUGAAACGACCUGUGAAUGCUGGUAAUGGAUCUGGUAACAUGGCUUUAAAGAAGGGCCGUGGAGCUGAUGGUUUGGAUAAUCAUCUUGUUAAUAGAGCACGGGAAGGUAUAUCUUACGGUGGGAGGACAGGUGCAAGAGGCAGGGGCAGGGGCAUGGCCAGGGGAUGGGGAGGACGUGGGAGAGGAAGAGGCUACCAGUAAAUGGAAGCUUGAAGCUUAUCCCCCUCCAGAAGUAUAAAUGACCAUCGUAAUUUGGACUCUUAAUUCCACCUGAGGAAUAUGAAUAGAAUCAUUGAUAUAUUAAAACUUAAGUAAUUUCUUCUCGGAUAAGUUUUUUUUGAUAGAGAAUACCAAUUACCAAACACACUCUAAAAUUCGUUGUGGACAAAUAAAAGCCCGUAUACUCUAUACUGGACACCCUCGGACUUUGAGAAGUCAUUUUGGUAGAGUUUUCAUUCCUUUGCAAUCUAAUGUAGAGGUCGCAGUUUGCAUUGCAUAUAGAGGAUGAUUAUUGCAAACCUGACCGUGUGGGAUCUGGCUUCUUGUCCAUGAUUUCACAGCAAGAAUGAAGCAGUCUAAAAAGA